Messenger RNA from Drechmeria coniospora, 915 nucleotides. Its product is annotated as glutathione-dependent formaldehyde-activating enzyme. The coding region runs from base 1 to 915 and encodes 304 amino acids. The transcript has 4 exons. Gene Ontology annotation, molecular function: carbon-sulfur lyase activity. NCBI's taxonomy places the organism in Eukaryota, Fungi, Ascomycota, Sordariomycetes, Hypocreales, Ophiocordycipitaceae. The record is from RefSeq and is a predicted model, not a curated record.
AUGGCUGCCACCGAGCAGACGGCUGCGCUUCGAACGUACCGUGGCAAUUGCCAUUGCGGCGCGUUCGUGUAUGAGGCCGAGCUGCCGGAGAUCAAGUCAGGGUUCCAGUGCAACUGCAGCAUCUGUGACAAAAAGGGCUACCUGUGGGCGUUUCCGGGCGAGGGCAAGUUCACCAUCGUCAAGGGGACGGACGAUAGCUUGACGGAAUACCAGUUCGGACCAAAGAAGCUGACGCACAAGUUCUGCCCGACAUGUGCCACGCCGGUCAUGGGCCAGUUUCGUGAUGGUCCACCAGGCAAGCAGCGUGCUCUCAAUGUUGGUCCACCCCGAGUUGCCAACUUCCGAAGGGGAAGCAGAAUCGAAAGGAAUGCUAAUCGGUUCCUUUGCAAGAUCCGCUCGAUCCAAGGCAUCAGCACCUGGGAUCUCGAGAGGGUUCCCUUUGACGGGUCCGCCCUUGGGGACAAGUACGUGGAGCCCGAGUACAAGGGAAGCCUUCCGGCGCAGGUGGAGGGCUGCAAGCUGUACACCGGAAGCUGCCACUGCGGUGCCGUCGGCCUGGCUUUGAUGAGCAAGCCGCUGGACGAAACGUACGACGACCGCCUGGUCGAGUGCAACUGCAGCAUCUGCGAGAGGAAUGCAUACGUCUGGGCGUAUCCCAAGGUCGAGCAAGUCGUUCUCUUCGCCAGCGACCCGUCCAACAUUGGGCGUUAUAGCUUCGGCAAGCGAACGGCCAACAAGACAUUCUGCACCAAGUGCGGGGUGCCCAUGACCAGCGAGCGCAUUACCCAGCCUGGGGAGCAGCCGACGCACCAUCCGGUGAAUCUGCGUGUCUUCCCGACCGUGGACCUGACAAAGCUGAAGCCGACGAGGAGCCCCGGCAGGACCUCACUCCUUCCACUCUACGUGGACCCUUGA